AAAAGGACGGAGUGACAGCCAAAUUAACCAAUCACCUCCGGUCCAGGAGUGACGAGCAGCCUGACCAAUGGGAGCAGCGCUUGGGCCAGCGGGGGCGGGCCCUCUGCAAAAGGACUCCAAGGUGGCGGUGGGGAAGACGCAGGCCGUUGGGGCGGCUCGGAGGCAGGUGACUAUGAAAGGCUUAUAUUUUCAAAAGAGUUCUACAAAUGAAGAAAUAACAUUUGUAUUUCAAGAAAGGGAAAAUCUUCCUGUUACAGAGGAUUACUAUGUGAAAGUUCAAGUUAAAGCUUGUGCUCUGAGCCAGAUAAAUACAAAGCUUCUGGCAGAAAUGAAGAUGGAGAAAGAUUUCUUUCCUGUUGGGAGAGAAAUUGCUGGAAUUGUGUUAGAUGUUGGAAGCAAGGUAUCAUUCUUUCAACCAGAUGAUGAAGUCGUCGGAAUUCUGCCCCUGGAUUCUGAAGACCCUGGACUUUGUGAAGUUGUUAGAGUGCACGAGCAUUACUUGGUUCACAAACCAGAAAAAGUUACAUGGACCGAAGCCGCUGGAACCAUUCGGGAUGGAGUACGAGCCUAUACAGCUCUGCAUUAUCUUUCUCAUCUCUCUCCUGGAAAAUCAGUCCUGAUCAUGGAUGGAGCAAGUGCACUUGGUAUGACAGCUAUUCAGUUAGCACACCACAGAGGAGCCAAAGUGAUUUCAACAGCAGGUAGCCUCGAAGACAAGCAAUGCCUCGAAAGACUUAGGCCUUCUAUAGCCCGAGUCAUCGAUGUAUCUAAUGGGAAAGCCCAUGUUGCUGAAAGCUGUUUAGAAGAAACAGGAGGCCUGGGAGUAGAUAUUGUCCUAGAUGCUGGAGUGAGAUUAUAUAGUAAAGAUGACGAACCAGCUGUAAAAUUACAACUACUACCACAUAAACAUGACAUCAUCACACUUCUUGGUGUUGGAGGCCAUUGGGUAACAACAGAAGAAAACCUGCAGUUGGAUCCUCCAGAUAGCCAUUGCCUUUUCCUCAAGGGAGCAACAGUGGCUUUCCUUAAUGACGAAGUUUGGAAUUUGUCAAAUGUGCAACAAGGAAAAUAUCUUUGUAUCUUAAAAGAUGUGAUGGAGAAGUUAUCAAGUGGAGUCUUUAGGCCUCAGUUGGAUGAACCCAUUCCACUGUAUGAGGCGAAAGUUUCAAUGGAAGUUGUUCAGAAAAAUCAAGGAAGAAAAAAGCAAGUUGUUCAAUUUUAAUUUUGUUCUUUCUCAGACCUCAGUUGGAUAAACCCCUUCCAGUACUUGAAGCCAGAGUUUCCUUGGGAAUUGUUCAGAAAAGUCAAGGAAGAUAAAAGCAAAUUGUUCAGUUUUCCUGCUGAGUCAAGACGCUCAAAGUUAUUUAAAGUUUUUGAAAAGUAUUUGAAAAAUUAUUGUACAAAUGGUCAAGAAAAUCCCGUAAUUAACAUCUAAAGGGAAUAUUCUGGAAUUCUUUUUGGCUUGUUUCUAUACAUUUGCCUGUUAUAAAAUUCUUUCCAUGAAGAAAAUUGCUUUCAGGAAAAGCCAUGCUACUCUAUCGAUAAAGUUGUUGGUCUUUUGGUAUGUCAAAAUAACGUUAUUACUUUUGUAUCUACUCCGUUCUCAA
Molecule: messenger RNA, 1607 nt
Organism: Neomonachus schauinslandi (Hawaiian monk seal)
Lineage: Eukaryota; Metazoa; Chordata; Mammalia; Carnivora; Phocidae
Gene: CRYZL1
Product: crystallin zeta like 1
Exons: 14
Coding region: 68-1222 (384 amino acids)
Molecular function (GO): oxidoreductase activity
Source: RefSeq, a predicted model, not a curated record